AUGUCUGACCAGAAUGUCCGCAGUGCUGGGUUCACUCCCUCUGGGAUCACAGGAGGAUCCCUGGCCUCAUCACUGAUGUCCCAAGAAGCAAGAGCCUCUGGGGGAGGUGUGCCUUCUGGAGGCCCCACUUCUACUCUCCAGGAAAUGGGUGCCAAAGGCACGACCCACUCAUCAGGCUAUACCAGCAGUGGGAUCUCUGGUGGAUCCAGGGCCUCCAACACGAUGUCCAAGGAGGCCACAAUUCAUGGAGGUGGCGUUCCCAGAGGUGGCACAACUUCCACUGUCCAGUCCAUCUCCAUGGGUGGAAAAGGAGGAAGACGCUGAAUAGAAGAGAAACAUCAGUGCAUAAAUAAACUCUACAAGCAGUUAAUCCUUCACCAUUGCUUUUGACAAUUUCUCCCCUUCUAUGAUCUCCCUGUUAUGAGAGGCAAAGCCUUCCACAUGCACAAAUAAAGGUUCUGGUAAAAUGGUGGAUUCUUGCAUUAAAUUAAUGGGGACAGAGAUGAGGGGCAGUUCUUUCCUUGAUUAAGUAUUCUCUGAAGCACAUACAAACACCAGCCAAAGGAAGCUAAGGUAUUUGAACUGAAAGGCUGUCCUAGGAAAAUUCUGAGUUUAGCAGCACUAGGCUCUUCAAUUGCAAGUAGCUUGCUUUGUUUAUUUUAGAAAAAGUAUUUAGAGUGCAGAAGUCACCCUGUUGUGAGAGAGAAGCAUAGAAACACACAGUAAGGGGCAGCCAGCAGUUGCUUCUAGAUUUGCUUCUAAUAGGCUAUCAAAUUAAGUUCUGAUUAGCAAAGGAGACAUAUAAGCAAAACAAACAAACAAAAAAACAAAACAAACAAACAAAUAAAAAACCAACAAACCAACCAAAAAAAAACAGUUCCCAGGACUGAUUUUUUUAUGAUCCUAGUGUUUUUAAGGUCUCUUUCACAGUAAUUUCUAGUCCCUAUUUGCUUGCAGCAAGGUGUCAACUUUGUCCCAGUUAGAUUGAAACUUCCCCUGCAAACUUAUGAUAGGUGUGAAUACAUAAGGAAGAGAGCCCAUUUUCUCUGAUAUUGGUCCCACUUUUUGUUGUUCCUCACACCUGACUCCUUUCCUUCAUAUCUGCUUAUACAAUGUUUCCCCAAGUACACCUAGGGAAUGUGCAUUCCCUAUGCAAAUUCCCACAUACAAACUACCCCACACUUUCCUCUUCUUUCUGUCUUUCUGGCUCCUCACCCUCCCU
Molecule: messenger RNA, 1222 nt
Organism: Cinclus cinclus
Lineage: Eukaryota; Metazoa; Chordata; Aves; Passeriformes; Cinclidae
Product: interferon alpha-inducible protein 27-like protein 2B
Exons: 3
Coding region: 1-324 (107 amino acids)
Biological process (GO): apoptotic signaling pathway
Cellular component (GO): membrane; mitochondrion
Source: RefSeq, a predicted model, not a curated record